AUGGUCAGCAGUACUGGUUGCAUUUUUGGCCCUGAGACAUGGUGGCUGGCGGUGGUUGCAUCAGUGUUGGGCAUGUUUGAACCUGCCAUAGAACCAGCCAUUCGAACUUUGCUCACAACAGUAGUUGGAGUGAGUGAGGUUGGCAGAGUCCUAGCUCUCUCUGGCCUCCUGGAGUCUGCAUGGUUUACAGUUGAUCAGACCAUCUACACUGAACUCUAUAAUGCCUUCGUCAAAACAUUCCCACAGAUCAACUUUGUAGUGCAAAGCAGUUUGUGUGUCGUGCUGAUUUUGGUACUGGUGUUCCUUCGUCUGGACAUGGGUCGACAACCUGCAGCCACUCAUACCCAUGACCCAACACUCUCUACCCACACCACCUGUGACACCAUCUACAGUGUGCAGGGUACUCAAGUAGAUCAGGGCAACAAAGAUGAUGCUCACAGUCCUCCCAGUGACAGUGCCCAUGCCCAUCAUACAUAACUAGUAUGUUGAACUCUGCUAGAUGACCACAUUUAUAGCAAUAUUGUAUAUAUUUAUUUUUUUAAUUACAGUUUUCCCAUGUUUUGUGUGAAGGAAAUAUGUACUGUAUGGAGAAUGGGCAAGGGAAAGAUAACCAAAUGCAUUUUCUUUCUUAGAUUAGUACUAAAUUUACACUAUAUACGUAUUUGCACUGAAAUGCGUAUAUGCUGUGUACACUGUGAUAUACAGUAUAUCUGCUGAACCUAUUCUCUUUAUACAGUAUGUCUGUUAAAUCAAUUUUCUGUCAUACAUAUUUAUAAUAUAUUCAUAAUAUUCCUCCAAUGAGUCUUAUUUUUUCUUACAUUUCAUACAAUUAGAGAAUAAUUUUCUUACAGAUAGUUACAUAUUAAAGUACAAUUUCGUGUUUUAAUCUCUGGGAGAAUAAUGUGUACUGUAUUGUACAGAGUUUGUAAAUGUAUACACCCAACCUGUU
Messenger RNA from Cherax quadricarinatus, 949 nucleotides. NCBI's taxonomy places the organism in Eukaryota, Metazoa, Arthropoda, Malacostraca, Decapoda, Parastacidae. The record is from RefSeq and is a predicted model, not a curated record.